AUGGCGAACUACGGGACACUGGUAUCCAAUGACGAGGAGAGCCCCGACCUCGCAGAUCACAACGUGUCAGAGCAUGAGACGCAACCGUUGCUCAAACCGCCGGAACCGGACGACUCAUGGCGGCCACCACCGCGCUUCAUUUGGAUUGAGACGGCCAUAUUCGCCAAUGUCUUUCUUUACGGCUUCGACAGUACCAUCACUGCAGCAACGUAUGCCGUCAUCAGCUCAGAGUUCGGCGCCGCAAACACUGCUUCCUGGCUUACGACUUCGUACCUCGUCACCAGCACUGCGUUCCAACCGCUCUAUGGCCGCUUUUCAGAUUUGUUCGGCAGGCGCAUCUGCUUCUUCGUCUCAACCAUUACCUUUGCCAUUGGAUGUCUGGGAUGUGGACUUGGGCGGAGUAUUGUGGUCGUCAAUAUCAUGCGAGCAAUUUGCGGAUUCGGCGGAGGUGGUCUCAUGACGAUGGCUACCAUUGUCAACUCUGACAUGAUACCAUUUCGAAAGCGUGGAAUGUACCAAGCCAUGCAAAAUGGCACGUUCGGCUUCGGCGCAAUCUGCGGUGCUUCAUUCGGCGGUUCCAUUGCAGAUUACAUCGGAUGGCGCUGGUGUUUCUUACUGCAGAUUCCUGUUUCCGCCAUUGCAUUGCUGCUUGGGGCGUUGGUGAUCAAGAAUCCAAUUGGACACCUUAGCCUUCAUCAGUCAUCUCUCAAGGAUAUCUGGAAGAAAGUUGACUUUUCCGGAUCACUUCUGCUCGUCUCGGCCAUUUCCAUUCAGUUGGUUGGGUUGAGUCUCGGCGGCAACGAGUUGCCUUGGAGCAACGGAUGGGUCAUCGGCUCACUUGUUGGCAGUACAGUCCUACUUGUUCUGUUUGUGGUUGUCGAAGCCAAGACCACCGCUAUCCCUAUCAUACCACUGCGUAUGCUCAAAGGCCGUCUCCCGGUGUCUGCUCAGACUGCAAAUGUUUGUGCAGGACUUGCGGCAUAUGCUUAUCUCUUCAUGCUACCUUUAUUCUUCCAGGUUGUCCUCUUAGACUCUGCCACCAAAGCCGGCGCACGUCUGGCAUUGCCUUCACUGGCAACUCCCAUCGGUGGUCUUAUUUCCGGCGUUGUCAUGUCACGGUGGGGCAAGCUGUUUUGGCUCGUGCGCUCCGGCGCCUCCCUGAUGGCUCUUGGAAACCUACUCGUCUUGACAUUGGGUUUCCAUGACCAGGCUUGGAAAUAUCUGGUCUUCACCUUCCCCGCCAAUCUUGGUCAAGGAAUCAUCUACCCGGGAAUCCUAUUCACAUCGCUUGCAGCGUUUGACCAUUCUGAUCAUGCUGUUACGGCAUCAACAGUUUAUCUCAUCCGCUCUCUGGGUUCCGUGUGGGGUGUGGCCAUCACCUCAGCUGUUCUACAGAAUACUCUGAAGAAGAAGCUGCCAGUUUCUUUACCCGAUGUGCCUGGUAAAGAUGAAAUCAUCGACCAAAUCCGCCAUUCGGUAACCACACUGCGAGAUCUGCCACCUGAGCUGCAAAAUCCCGCCAGACUGGUAUACUACGACGGGAUACGCUACGCCUUCAUAGUCUCAACAAGUGUUGCUGCCUUGGCAAUCGUCGCAUCUUUGUUGCUCAAGAAAAAUGGAGGGAUGCGCAGCACACAGAAGUAG
Messenger RNA from Lasiodiplodia theobromae, 1644 nucleotides. Its product is annotated as Multidrug resistance protein. The record is from RefSeq and is a predicted model, not a curated record. Gene Ontology annotation, cellular component: fungal-type vacuole membrane. The transcript is spliced from 5 exons. Gene Ontology annotation, biological process: basic amino acid transport; transmembrane transport. Gene Ontology annotation, molecular function: basic amino acid transmembrane transporter activity. NCBI's taxonomy places the organism in Eukaryota, Fungi, Ascomycota, Dothideomycetes, Botryosphaeriales, Botryosphaeriaceae. The coding region runs from base 1 to 1644 and encodes 547 amino acids.